CAGGCUCUGUCAUGUGAUCAGCUGUGUCCAAUCACAGCUGAUCGCAUGACAUCUACACUGAUCAUCAGGGCACUGAUGAUCAGUGUAGCCCCAUCAGUGCCACCUGUCAGUGCCCAUAAAUGCCAUCUAUCAAUGCCACAUACCAGUGCCCAUCAGAGCUGCCUUUCAGGGCCAACUAUCAGUGCCAGUCAGUGCCGCCUAACAGUUCCCCUCAGUGCCGCCUAUCAGUGCCAUAUAUGAGUUCUGCCUUUUCAGUGUCCAUCAGUGAUGCCUGUCAAUGCCCACAAGUGAUGUCUGUCAAUGCCCAUCAGUGCCACCUACCAGUGCCUCCUCAUCAGUGCCACCUAUCAGUGCCCAUCACUGCAGCCUCAUCA
Messenger RNA from Staurois parvus, 374 nucleotides. The record is from the annotation of a GenBank genome assembly. Lineage: Eukaryota; Metazoa; Chordata; Amphibia; Anura; Ranidae.